CAAUGCAAAAACAGGUCACCCUGUGAGUUCGCACCUCAACAACAACGAUAGACCACAACAUAGAGUCGAAAUUGCUACAAUUUAAAGAAAAUCAUCGCUAGUUAUGAAUUUUCACACACUUCAAACAAUCAAAUAGGUAAUUUGGAUGAAUAACUGAAAGUGGAAACCAGCAACUAAAGCUUAUUCAAUCUUGUGACGGUCACUUUGUUUUGAAUAACAUGGCCGGCAAAGGACAGUGUUUUGUUCCGUUUUUUGUGUGUUUGCUAGUAUUUCAAUGGUCUAUGGCCAGGCCAACAGGGGACGAUAAAGCAACUAUGUCGGGAGAGCCGACACAUUUCCAAGUGGACGACAAAGCUGCUGAACUUGAGAUUAACGCCAAUGCUAUGGGGGUGAAAGUUAAUGCUAAACCAGCCUCGUUACAGGUUGUUUCCAAACCAGGCACGCCUGCGAUGGCUGUACCUCAUCCAGCGGUAUUCGUACCACCGGUGGAUCCUUAUCAUGUAGCACCAUACUAUCCCGCUCCUAUUUACCCCUCGCCAAUGGUCGUCGGCCAUCGCCGUACCGUCCGCCGCCGACAUCAUUUCUUCGAUAUGAACCCGAAUAUGGGAAAUUGGAAUUUCAAGAAAGGAAAAAUUCCUGGGAAAAAAGUAGAAUCGAACAUCUCGAAAAAAUCCGAAAUUUCUAAAAAAUCAGAAGUUUCUGAGAAAUCUAAAGAAUCACAUAAAACAGGAGAAAAUCCGCGAAAGCGGCAGUGGAUACAACAAGUACCAGUACUCGCUCAAAUGGUCUCCUAUAAUUCUUUGCCUAUUCGAGUCCAUCCUUUGGUUCAGCGGUUCUUCGCAUCCCAAGCUGCAAUGCGGACUUCCAUUCCGCAACCAAUAUACGCACUAAGCCAGCGAUCAUUCUCCCCAUGGGGUCAGCGCUUGUCAACUAUUUCGCCAGGAUAUGGGUUUGGCGAGGCAAAUGGUGAUACUAGGGGUUCUAUACAUAGAGCAAUUUUCCUACCGGCUCUUCCUGGGUACCAAAAUAUGCAGGCACUGUCCCCCGUUGCGGCGUCCCCAUUUCAUCAACCUUGGUCUAAUCCAACCAUGCUUCAAGCUCCGCUCUCUGGCUACAACGGAUACUACGAUCCAAUACUUACACGGGAUUUUGUCCCGGAUUAUAGCAACGCAGAGUUUCCACGUGUUCAGGUACCAACACCCCGGGCUUUGAUACCCAAUAUUGUGCCUGGUGGACAAAUGUAUCCUGGGUAUACGCCUCUAGGUCAGCUGCAAAUUGUAAGUAAAAGACUCACGAUUCCGCACAGUUCUGAGGUAAAAAAAGAAAAGAUGAACAGCGAGGGAAAGGCAGAAAAGCCAAGAGUCAAACGUUCUGUUGGAAAAACUGAGGAAAACAAAGAGAAUCGCGAAAGCAAUCACCAUAGGAACAAAGCGACAAAGAGACAAUUCAUUUUAACACAGCCAAUUCAGCCUGUCCAACAGCCAAUUGUAGCAUAUGUUCCAGUAUUCUCAAAUACGCCUGUACAGGCGCCAACUAUAAAGCCACCUAUUGGACGAAACCUUGUUCUAAACCUGCCGGAGAGUACUCCUGGGACAUUUGUGCUAAAUGCCCCCACAAGUUCACAGAUGUACAUGCCUGGUUUGGAACAAAGUGGACUUCACCAACCAGGAUUGUAUAAUAUUCUUCCAGACUAUCAUCCAAAUUACGUUGCUAUGGCGACGCAAAGAUCAGGAAUCGCACCAAGGCGUUCACCUUUGGGAACAAAUAGGGUUUCUCUUGGUGAAUUGACUGGAAUAAUGGGGACUCCUAUCGUACGCAGAGGACCACAAACAACCUUAUUCUAUAAUGAUCAGCUACCCUCAAAUGUAGAGGAUGAAAUAUUCCGGUAUAGCCCUGUGCAGGGCCGAGCUGUUAUACCCGGACGAAAUUCCCGAAGACGAAAUGCCUUUCAUAGACCUUUUCAAAAUCGCUAUGACACUUAUUAUUCUACGAGAGACUCCGAUUAUGUAUACGGCAGCUCCCGGGGAUUUGAUCGAAUAGACGACCAAGGUUCGUACACAGAACGUAUUUUACCCGACGGCCGGCGAAUCUUUCGUAAAGACCACGUGGGUUUUGGACCAAUCACGGUGGAAGCAAAUACCGCUGAAUCAGCAGCACGCCAUAACGAAGACGCAAUCGAUAUGAACUUAGAUUCAGAUAAACGCAAGCAAAUACCGAGGCCUGAGAACGAAAGAAUUAUGGACAGGCGGAUAGAGAUUCCGACACCGAAAGCGACAGAAUAAUCUCGGCCAUUUUAUGAAAAAUGAAAACAAAUGUGAUGUAAAUAGAUAAGUAUUUAUAAAAAUAGACAACGUCGGCUAUCAUACCAGAGAUGAGAGAAGGAAUAUGAAAAAAGAGCGACCCUUAUUCAUCAUAUUCGGUUUUAUUUUGGUUUCUUCCUAUAAACAAGGCUGGAAUAACAACAAAUGGCUCUUACUGGACCAAACGAGAAGACUUCACAGCGGCUGAUACAAAUCAUAAGACAAACGAUGAUUAACUGGUUGUACUCAGACACUCAGUUCAAAGACCGAGUGCUUCAAAUAGAAACCUAGUUUUAUAUAUAGUUAGUAACAACAGAUGAACACCUUAUAGUGACUCAUAUUUAUAUGUUAUACAACUCACUUUCGAGAAUAAAUCGUAGUCUUCCUGUUCCUAUUUCCAGACAA
This is a messenger RNA of Dendronephthya gigantea, 2705 nucleotides long. RefSeq lists its product as uncharacterized. The coding region runs from base 219 to 2282 and encodes 687 amino acids. Lineage: Eukaryota; Metazoa; Cnidaria; Anthozoa; Malacalcyonacea; Nephtheidae. The record is from RefSeq and is a predicted model, not a curated record. The transcript has 2 exons.